UCAUCGCCAAUCCAUUUUAGAGGCUCAGCAAUCUCAACUUGUCUAUUCUCUAUAGCUCGUUCAUCGACAAUGUGCUAAUGUUUGACAUUUCAGAGCAUACCACAAAUAAUACCUCCACCGCUAGGCUGUAGAGUUCGUAACCAUUUUUAUAAUGCCAAAGAUGAGUGUAGAUUUUGUGUGAAAAAAAGGUGUUUUAAAUCCAUUAAUCAAGUAGUUGCGUAAUUGCGUCUACUCUCCCCCUACGGAUAACGCCACUAAAGAAGCUUCAACUCCCGCCAUAAAUGCCCACCUUCCACGCUUCCUCAUUAUAUCUCAACUUCUGCUUCAUAUUUUCUUGCCCCUUUUACUUCUAAUUAACAAUCGCAGUAAAAAGAGUAAUGGCGAAAACCCCAGAAACAGAGCACCCAGUGAAGGUCUUCGGAUGGGCAGCCAGUGACAAUUCUGGAAGCUUGUCUCCAUUCAAGUUUUCUAGGAGGGCUACUGGUGAGAGUGAUGUGCAAUUCAAGGUUUUGUACUGUGGCGUUUGUCACUCAGAUCUGCACAUGGUCAAGAAUGAGUGGGGCGUUACUCACUACCCGAUUGUUCCCGGGCAUGAAAUAGUGGGAAUUGUAACUGAAGUUGGUAACAAGGUGGAGAAGGUGAAGGUUGGCGACAAAGUUGGUGUGGGGGUCUUGGUUGGCUCAUGUCGCCAUUGUGAUCAGUGCAGCAAUGAUCUUGAAAACUACUGCUCCAAGCAAAUACUCACCUACGGUGCCCCUUAUCUGGAUGGGACCAUCACUCGUGGAGGCUACUCCAACAUCAUGGUUGCAGACGAGCAUUUCAUCAUCCGUUGGCCUGAGAACUUUCCCCUUGAUGCCGGGGCUCCUCUCCUGUGUGCCGGCAUCACAACUUACAGUCCGCUAAGGUACUUUGGACUAGACAAGCCCGGGCUAAGAGUUGGUGUCAAUGGUCUUGGUGGCCUAGGUCACGUUGCUGUGAAAUUCGCCAAAGCUUUUGGGACGAAGGUGACAGUUAUCAGCACGUCUCUUAGCAAGAAGAAGGAAGCUAUUGAACACCUCGGAGUGGAUGAGUUUUUGGUUAGUCGCGACCCGGAGCAGAUGCAGGCUGCAAUAGGCACACUAGAUGGCAUCAUUGACACAGUCUCCGCGUCUCAUCCAAUUGUGCCGUUGCUGAGCCUGUUGAAGCCACACGGGAAGCUCAUCGUCGUUGGUGCACCAGAUGCACCCCUGCAGCUUCCUGUUUUCCCCUUGAUCCAAGGUAGGAAGACCAUAGCUGGGAGUGCAAUCGGAGGGUUGAAGGAGACGCAGGAAAUGAUUGAUUUUGCAGCCAAGAACAACAUACUACCGGAUGUGGAGAUCAUACCGAUAGACUACAUAAACACAGCUAUGGAUCGACUGCUGAAGUCUGAUGUGAAGUACAGGUUCGUGAUCGAUGUUGAGAAGUCGUUGAAACCUGAGUAAGAAGUGGCUCAGAAAUGCGUUGAUCUUGUUCCAUCUUUUAGUAUGAAUAAUGGUGUAGGCUGGCAUUUUAGGCCAAAAAGACUGAUGCUGAAUUCUAAGGUUGUGAUCAAUCUGUUUUAUGUUACAUUUAAGGCUUUGAUGGCACAUUUUGAAACUCCUAUGUUAUGUGAUUAGUUAUGUUUGGUAUGCAGCUUUGGUUUCGUCUCCCA
Messenger RNA from Salvia miltiorrhiza (redroot sage), 1669 nucleotides. Its product is annotated as geraniol dehydrogenase 1. Gene Ontology annotation, molecular function: cinnamyl-alcohol dehydrogenase activity; zinc ion binding. Gene Ontology annotation, biological process: lignin biosynthetic process. NCBI's taxonomy places the organism in Eukaryota, Viridiplantae, Streptophyta, Magnoliopsida, Lamiales, Lamiaceae. The transcript has 5 exons. The record is from RefSeq and is a predicted model, not a curated record. Bases 378 to 1460 code for a protein of 360 amino acids.